GUUUCCCUUUGCGGAGAUAUCCGGUGGCCUAGAACGCAAACCAAAAUGUACUUAAUCGUAAGUAGCUAACAUUUGUACAUAAUGGCGGUGCCAAAACAAACUCACAUCUUUACCAACAGUCAAUUAAAUGAGUUCCUUUCCGAAUCAAGGACAUGUGCAGAUGUUCUCGUCUCCCUAUGUACCACGGAGAGACCACGGACGGAGGUGACCCUAAGUCGACCAGGUCAUGCCCCUAACUACGUCACUCAGAUGGUGGCAGUCCUGCUCAAAGCAGCACAGAGUACGGAUGCAGCUGGUGUUAUAGAUCUGCUCAGUGUCCUUGUCGGCUCAAAUUUCUUCAUGAAGGAACUUGUUGUUACGUCCUCUUCGUUAGUUAACAACACUGAGGAAGAGGAAGGCCUUAAAUUGAUGACGAACCUAGUGGAACUACUAAAACAAGUGUCUUGCCGUCUUCCAAGUUCAUUUGCAAACGCAUUUGGUCUGAUAAUAAUUCUUCAGAAAAGGAUAGAGGAUAUACUGCUGACGGCUGAGGGAGAACGCCGGAUAUGUGUUGUCAAUUUGUCGGAAACCUUAGGUGAAAUGCGAGACAAUGUAUUGAAGAGAAUGGUAACUCAUUCCAAUGACAAUCCGCGGUUACCGUUCGAGAAACAAGCCCCACCAAACGACUUCCGAAAUAUUCCGAUACUGCCUAGAGUUUCUGACAUAUUUUUAGGAUCACGGAGUGCAUUUCUACGUAAAAACAAGGCCCGUGGUGGCUACGACAAUCUGCAGCAUUACCUUGAUGUACAGUUUCGCCUUUACCGAGAGGAUUGCAUCAGCCCACUACGUGAGGGCAUCACCCAAUACGUACAGGAGGUCAGUGUUGGUCACAGUGUAAGACGACUACAGGACGGACGACUGUACAAAAACGUCAUUAUUGAAUAUGUUGAACACAGCGUUGAAGGUCAAAUGUAUAAGGUCAGACUUGAUCCUGGACACGCAAAACGAAUUAAAUGGAAAUCAAGCCGUAGACUCCUCUAUGGUUCGCUGCUCUGCCUGUCUGCCGAUAGUUUUCAUACCAUGGUAUUUGCAGUUGUUGCCGAGUCCGAAAGGGAAGAUCUUAUGAAUGAUCACAGUUUCAAAAUUGUUUUUCCUUCAGAAGUCGGAGAGGUAAGACUACCUUCGAAUGCUACUUUCACUAUGGUUGAAUCUACGGCUUACUUUGAGGCAUACAGGCAUGUGCUGGUUGGCCUUCAGAGACUUGAGGAUGGUGAAUUGCCCUUUGAAAAGUACAUAGUCCGCUGUAUGACAGAUGUCGAGCGACCACUAUAUCUGAAUAAUGAAUACACAGACUACGACCUACAUCCAAUAGUUAAAGAAGAAAGCAUAUUCAAACAUGGGUUACGUAGUGAUCGGCGUCUUUAUGUUGAUGUAAACGACCCUAUCAGUCAAUGGCCAUCAGCCGAGCAACUUCAUCUCGACCCGUCCCAAUUUGAAGCUUUUCAUGCUGCUCUUACGCAAGAAUUCGUCUUGAUUCAGGGACCACCAGGUACUGGAAAAACACACGUCGGCCUCCAGAUCGCCAAAGCCCUACUUCAUAACAGGGAUGUGUGGCAGGGUAAUCAUGUAAGACGUCAUACUAACAUUAGAAACAUGUCAUUGGAAACGAAGGAACAAAUGCUGGUUGUCUGUUACACUAAUCAUGCCUUGGAUCAAUUUAUGGAAGGCAUUGUCCAAUUUCUUGACAAAGAUAACAAGACGGAGUGGCGCGAGGAAAUUGUUCGGGUUGGGGGAAGAUCCGAAAAUGAAGCUAUGGACGAGUUCUCUUUGAAAUCACGUCGCCAUCGUCAUCAUCGCUCUCGAUAUGAACGGGCAGAACAGGACCGGAAAUUGGACCAACUUUACAAAUUCGUAACAAGACUCCAUCAACGCAUCUCAUUUAUAGCGUACAGUCUAUGUCACUUAAACGAUACAAUUCUCGACGUUGAGUUGUUAAGUGCGUUUAUGCUACCACACCAUGUCCAGUUCUUUUUUGAGAACACAAUACUGUCACCUGAGAAGUUAUAUCGAUGGCUAGAAGCUGAUGAGAAGACUGUGCUCCGAAAAUCUCAUAAUGCUUACAAAAAGACCUCAAAGAUGGCAAAAAGUUCAUCUGUAAACGCAAAGCAAAUCCCCACUCCCGAAGAAGCUAAUGAAGACCAGCACGAAGAAGAUGAAGCAAAGAAAGUAGAAGAUGACAGGCGGAUAGAAGACGAUGUGUUUAGUGUAGAGUUCCAGGAAGAUAUUGGUCUUGAUAUCGGCAAACAAAUCAAAGACGUUCUUCUAAAUCUAAAUUCAAACCAACUCGUUGACGAACAUUUUCAAUCAUUAUUACAACGCGAAGCACAAAUUACAUUGGCCAAACUGAGUUCCAGCGACAAGAUGGAUGAAAAAGACGCUCGUAAUAUAAAUAGUUUAAAGAAGAUGAGACUAGAGAGGCGCUGGCAACUGUAUCGAUACUGGGUUGAUUUAUAUAAACAACAUCAAACUCAGCAGACUGAUGAACUAGAAAAAGAGUAUUAUGACACUAUCAAAGUCUACGAAAAAGAGAAAAAAGAGGUAGAUGCAGAGAUAUUGAAGGCAUCGACUGUGAUUGGCAUGACAACUACUGGUGCAGCAAGGUAUCAAGAUAUUCUCAAAGAAAUCGGGCCACGGAUUGUCAUUGUAGAGGAGGCCGCAGAGGUGCUGGAAGCACAUAUUGUCACCGCCCUCAGUCCACGAUGUGAACACCUCAUUCUGAUCGGAGACCAUAAGCAACUCGAACCUAAACCGUCAGUAAUGCAACUUGCUCUGAAAUAUAACCUGUCACUGUCUAUGUUUGAACGCAUGUUAAACAAUGGUAUCAAAAACCACUGUCUACAACGACAACACAGAAUGAGACCAGAAAUAUCUUCACUUGUACGGGGUAUAUACGAUGUUCUCGAGGACAACGAAAACGUUCUUCAGUACGAACAUAUCAUGGGCGUGCGGAAAGAUGUGUUCUUCAUCAACCAUAACCAGACUGAGGAUUAUGCGGAUGAUAUAAGGAGCUAUUCUAACAAACACGAGGCUCAAUAUGUUGCUAAUCUGUGCACGUAUUUGCUGAAGCAAGGAUACAAAGGCACACAAAUCACAGUGUUGGCUGCUUACACAGGUCAGAUGUUCUGUAUCCGUGAUUGCAUGCCUAGACAGGAAUUCGAGGGCGUCAGAACAGUUGCUAUAGACAACUUCCAGGGUGAAGAAAACGACAUCAUCCUAUUGUCGAUCGUACGCAGCAAUAACGAAGGAAAGAUCGGCUUUCUCUCAAGGGAAAAUAGGAUAUGCGUAGCUUUAUCACGCGCAAAGAAAGGAUUGUAUGUCAUUGGGAAUUUUAAUAUGUUUCAGUCUGGAAAUAAGCGAUGGGCUGAUGUUGUCCAAAAGGUAAAAUUGGCAGGGCAAUUUGGAAAAUCUCUGCCACUUUACUGUCAAAACCAUCCUGAUGCUGAAGGUGUACAAGCAGAAGAUGCUUCUGAUUUUAGGAAAUCACCAGAUGGAGGAUGCCAAAUGAAAUGUGACUUCCGGUUGUCCUGUGGUCAUGCAUGCAGGUUCUACUGUCAUCCUAUCGACAGUCAGCAUAUCAAAUACGUCUGCAGACGACCAUGUGAAAAGAAAUGCGAAAAUGACCACAUUUGUAAAAGGAAAUGCCAUUUUGACGAUGAUUGCAAUUGUCCUAUUAAGAUGACAAAAGACCUGCCUUGUGGACAUAUAGCAGACAUGGAAUGUUGUAUUUCAACAGAAACUUUCAGAUGUGAUGUCGUUGUGGAACGGAAACUGAGAUGCGGACAUUUGGCAAAUAUCAAGUGUCACACAGACACUGAAACAUACAAAUGCAAGAUCAUCGUGACUCGAACACUGGAAUCGUGUUCUCACCUGGCAGAUAUGCAGUGCUGUAAAAUCCGGAAGAGUACAUGCCGAACUGUGGUGACAAGGACACUAGAUUCAUGUAAACACGAAGCCGAGAUGGAAUGCUGCCUUGAUAUCAAGUCAUAUAAAUGCAAGAUUACGGUUAACCGCAUUUUACCCAGUUGUGGUCAUGAAGCCGACAUGGAAUGUUACAGAACUCCUGAAUCUAUUAAGUGUGCCAAAACUCUAACUAAAACUCGCGAAAGAUGUGGACAUAGCUAUGACGUUCGUUGCAGCCACUUCAACUCAUUUUACGAGCUCCGACAUCCUUGUGAAGAAUCUGUUACGAAAUCCUGGGCAUGCCAGCAUACUAAGGUGAUGAAAUGUCAUGAAUCCGUACAAACAACAUGUAAAGACAAAUGCCUGAAAAUUUGCGAUCAAAAUCAUACAUGCCGAAAGAUUUGUCACUUCCCUUCAAGUUGUAAAUGUGACGUGGAAAUGAAAAAGAUGAUACCAACAUGUGGACAUACGCAGGAUAUCCCCUGUCAUAAAGACCCCGCAAAUGUAGACUGUCGGACAAAAGUCAUGAAACGUUUGACAUCAUGCAAUCAUGAAAUGAUGAUGGAAUGUUCAGAAGAUCCAUCUUCAUACAGAUUUAGUAAAUCUUGUGAUGCCCUCGUGUCAAAAACAGUCCCUAGCUGCAAUCACACACAGACAAUGAAGUGCUCUGAGUCACCUAUAAUGUAUCGAUGUAAGGAAAUCGUUGGAAAACCUCACCCAAUGUGCGGGCAUACUGUUCAAUUAGAAUGCUAUGCGUCUCCAGGGAGUUCUACGAAAUGCGAUACGAUCGUCAGCAAGCAAUUGCCUUGUGGACAUAACAGGGAAAUGAAAUGUUCUGAAGCAAAAUCUUUGAACGUCGGAUUAUUUCUGAAUAAAUCACGAACCGAUUAUCAAUGUAAUACAGACGUUGAUUAUACGUUGACAGAAUGCGGACAUAGGGUAAUAAUCCCUUGCCAUGUCAAGACGCAUCUGGAACGGCAGACAACCAGCGUUAGGUUGAAAAGGUCUCUUCAAAAACAACUUCCUACUUGUAAAACUCCUGUAGUGAAAAAAUUUGUAUGUGGACAUAGCAUCAAAAUUGAAUGCAGUUUGUUGGCUCAGCAAACAUGUUCCUCGAACUGUUCAAAAGAAAUGGCUUGUGGCCAUGCUUGUCCCAGAAAAUGCACACAGUGUUUCAACACGCUUACGCAUGGUGAUUGCAACGAACCCUGUGGAAAACGUCAAAUUUGCGGACAUGAAUGUACAAGUACAACAUGUGGAUCCUGUGCACAUUGUUGCAAACAGUGCGCAAACUUCUGUCCUCAUCACCGCUGUGAUCAUCCGUGUUUCCGUGAAUGUACACCAUGUAUGGAGAAAUGCUCUCUACAGUGUCCACAUCAUAGCUGCUCCCGUUUGUGUCACGAGGAGUGUGACAGACCUCCGUGUGACCAGCCAUGUCAGCGGCUAUUAAAAUGUAAACAUCCGUGUAUGGGUUACUGCGGUGACCCUUGCCCGACUCUCUGUCUUGUCUGUGAACCAACAAAAUGGUCGGAUUUCAACGACGAAUGGUUUUCUGUUGGAGACAUCCGUAUUGUACGUCUUGAAGACUGUGGUCAUGAACAUGGUGCUGUUCACUUGGACAAACUGUUUGCAAAGGAAAGCACCACAUUAAGUCUGUUGUGCUGCCCAAAGUGCGAAACGGUUAUACGACGGCAUCCGCGCUAUGCCAACCGCUUGAAAAAACAGCAGAGGAACGUGGCGGCAAUAAAAUUGAUAUUGGCUAACGGAUUGGAAGAUUUUCGAAUGGAACGUCUGUUUCCUACAUUGUGUGGAGGUGUAGAGGAGACUCGCUCCUAUUUACAACGAUUCAACACAUACUUGUUUUUGCAGAGUAAGCUCAAGGGUCAUCAGGAUGUUCUACAGAGGUCUUAUAGUUGGAGUAUAUCAACCACUGAUCAGCUCACAACGUUCCUGGGUAAUUUAAGAAUCUCUGCAGCUAUAACCCAUCAGGAAACAUCUAGUAUCAACCGUGUGUUGACUAAAUUGUCUGCCACAUGGCUUCUUCACCUCGCAAACACCCAUGAUACUGACCUUUCUUCAUCCGAUUCUGAGGAAGAAAGCAACCUCUUCGAGAACUCCAAACGAGGGGAAAGAAAAAAGGAGAAAUUGAGAACGGUAACGGAAACAAAUGUCAUUUUGCAUGAUGUUGAUGAUCUCAUCAGGGAAUCAGGAGCGUUCGAUCAGACAGAGCUUGGGAAAGUGCAAAACACUCUGGGUGUGCUACUGUCGGACCAAUCUGAGGUCAACCAGGUCAUGAAAUCCCCUAGGCUACAGACUAUCGGUGUUCACACAGACGACUGGUUCAUCUGUUCCAAAGGUCAUGUUGGAUCUACCGCCUGCAGAGAAGAAACAUGUAUACAAUGUGUAACCGGGAUACCUUUGGCUUCUACUUAUGAAUUAUUCUGGGGUAAAUGGCGAGCCAAUUUCGAAACGGCUAAAAAUGGUGGAAACAGUGGACGUGGUUCUAGGCGAAACAGGCGUGGAAACAGAAGAGGUGGAGAUGGUGUUGAAAGAGGUGGGCAUGCCUCCGGAAGUGCUGGACGUGGCGUUGAAAUUGGUGAGCAUAGGUCCGAAAAAGGUCGUACAAAUGUCGAUGAACGAAUCAUCCCAACUGAACCGGUAUAUAUGGCGUCUCCUCACCAGAGAAACUUUGAACACGGAAAGAAGGGAAGGGGAGGACAAGCAGCUGAUAGAGGAAGAGGAAGAGGAAAUUUUAGAGGGAGUGGAUUAGACGGUUGGUGGUCGGGUGGACAUGAUACCAUAGGUAUGAGUGAAAGUGGAUUUGGGAGAGAAGGAGUGAGAAGUAAUGUUUUGGGUAAUAGGGGAAGUGCGAGUAUCGGGAUAAGAGGUGGAUUUAAAAAAGAACGAGGCGGAACGGGCAAGAAAGGCGCAGGGGACCAAGAGGUCCCGAAAGAAGACGAGGAGGUCACGGAAGAGGACAAGAAGGCCCGGGAAGAGGACAAGGAGGUCCCGGAAGAGGACGAGGAGAAAGAGGAAGAGGAAGAGGGGACCGUGGAAGAGGCGGGCGUAGUAGAGGGAAAGGACAUUCUCCGAUAA
This is a messenger RNA of Pecten maximus, 7035 nucleotides long. RefSeq names its product NFX1-type zinc finger-containing protein 1-like. Gene Ontology annotation, molecular function: helicase activity; zinc ion binding. Gene Ontology annotation, cellular component: nuclear RNA-directed RNA polymerase complex; nucleus. Gene Ontology annotation, biological process: regulatory ncRNA-mediated heterochromatin formation. The record is from RefSeq and is a predicted model, not a curated record. NCBI's taxonomy places the organism in Eukaryota, Metazoa, Mollusca, Bivalvia, Pectinida, Pectinidae.